AUGGCCGAGUCCAAAAUUUCAGUAGCUCAGGACGAGUUCAGCUGUUCAGUCUGUCUGGAAACACUGAAGGAUCCAGCUGCUAUUCCAUGUGGACACAGUUUCUGUAUGGUGUGUAUUAAUAACUGCUGGGAUCAGGAGGAUGAUAAGGGAGCAUACAGCUGUCCACAGUGUAGACAAACCUUCACUCCAAGACCUGUUGUGAGGAGAAACACAAUUCUGGCUGGAGUUGUGGAGAAACUGAAGAAAACAGAACCUCAAGCUCCACAUCCUGGUCACUGUUCUCCUGGACCUGAAGAUGUGGAUUGUGAUUUCUGUACAGAGAAAAAAUGCAAAGCAGUAAAAUCCUGUCUGGUGUGUUUGGUCUCUUUCUGUGAAACUCACCUUCAACCUCAUUAUCAGAUUCCUGCUUAUAAGAAUCACAAGCUGGUUAAAGCCUCCAGGCGACUUCAGGAUCAGAUCUGCUCUCAGCAUAAUAAACUGCUGGAGGUUUACUGUCGUACUGAUCAGCAGUGUAUCUGCCUGAUGUGUACCAUGGAUGAUCAUAAAGGACAUGAUACAAUAUCAGCUGCAGCAGAAAGAACUGAGAAACAGAAGCAGCUGCUGAAGAUCCAGAGAAAAUUCCAGAAGAAAAUUCAGAACAGAGAGAAGGAACUUUGUGAGCUGAUAAACGCUGUGGAGUCUCACAAGACAGCAGAAGUAAGUCAAGCUGAAAAACUCCUGAAACAGGUGGAGCAGCAGAUUGUAGAGCUGAAGAGGAAAGAUGCUGAACUGGAACAGCUUUCACACACAGAGGAUCCCGUCCAUUUCCUCCAGAAUUUUCAGUCUCUCUCGGCUCCUGCUGGAUCUGCAGAAUCAGCCGCCAUCACAAUCAGUCCUUUCCUCUCAUUUAAUGAUGUUACAAAGUCUGAAAUCAGAGAAGAUUUUCUACAAUAUGUUUGUCGGUUCACACUGGAUCCAAACACAGUAAAUAAAAACCUCCGUCUGUCUGAGGAGAACAAAGUGGUGACCUGCAGUGAAACAUCACAGUCGUAUCCUGAUCAUCCAGAUAGAUUUGAUGUUCGCUACCAGGUUGUGUGUAGAGAGAGUGUGAGUGGACGCUGUUACUGGGAGGUUGAGUGGAGUGGGAAUGAUGGGGUUUUUAUAGCAGUGUCAUAUAAAAGCAUCAGCAGGAAGGGACGUGGUGGUGAGUGUGUGUUUGGACGGAAUGAUCAGUCCUGGAGUUUGUUAUGUUCUCCAUCCAAAUUUUCAUUCUGGCACAAUAACAUAGAGACUAAAAUUCCCAUAAUGCCGAGUUCCUCUAGAAUAGGAGUGUAUGUGGAUUAUGAAGCAGGAACUCUGUCCUUCUACAGCGUCUCUGAUACAAUGAAGCUCCUCCACAGAGUUCAGACCACGUUCACUCAGCUCCUCUACCCGGGGUUUUAUCUUGAUUAUGGAUCAGAAGUGAAACUGUCAGAUUGAACAAAUUAAAUGUAAAAUUUACAUGAAAGUGUAACAUUAAACUGUUUGAGUGAUUUUAGAAUCUGUGAGGCAGUGAUACAUUUAUGAAGAUUUUCUUUUUCAAU
Molecule: messenger RNA, 1562 nt
Organism: Trichomycterus rosablanca
Lineage: Eukaryota; Metazoa; Chordata; Actinopteri; Siluriformes; Trichomycteridae
Product: E3 ubiquitin/ISG15 ligase TRIM25-like
Exons: 5
Coding region: 1-1458 (485 amino acids)
Molecular function (GO): zinc ion binding; protein binding
Source: RefSeq, a predicted model, not a curated record